CGGAUCUGACGUCUUGCUAGCACGAAGUUUUUUUCAGAGUGACACUCAAAGAUGGAGCGCGAGGACGGAACAACACCGAGCCGCGAAAACUGUGUUUACACGAGCUGCUACUGUGAAGAAAAUGUUUGGAAACUCUGUGAGUUCAUAACAACGGAGAGAACCGUGCUGCUGGAGGAACUGUUGGUGGUUUUCAUCUCUAAUGAGAACAGAACGGUUCCUCUGUGGAAGCAAAAGUCUGGACGUGGGGACCAUCCGGUGAUCUGGGACUACCACGUGAUCCUGCUGCAGGUCAGCCGUCAGCCUUCUUCUUCUCUGGUUUAUGACUUGGACUCUGAGCUGGCGUUCCCCUGCAGCCUGACGCUGUACGCCGCUGAGGCGCUGCGCUCAGACCGCCACAUCAACCCCGCCUACCACAGGAAGUUGCGUGUCGUCCCCGCCCACUGCUUCCUGUUGAACUUUGCGUCCGACAGAUCACACAUGAAGAACUCUGACGGGUCAUGGAAGAUGCCCCCCCCACCUUACCCCCCCAUAUGCACCGCAGAGUGUCAGAUGAACCUGGACGACUUCAUCAGUAUGAUCGCCGGCGUGGGCUGGGGGGAGGUCUUCACGCUGGACCACUUCCUGCAGAAAUACGUGGAGGACUCUUCAUCGUCAUCAUCAGCAGCAGCUUCCUCUUCAUUGUAGCUGCUGAUUGGUUGACGUCUCGCUGAGUCUCGCUGUGUUUACGUACACUCGGGUAGCUCUGUUACCGUGGUAACCAUCAGCCUGUUCCCUCCUCCUGAUUGGUCUGAACGGGUCAUGACGACAGGCGCCCGUCACACUGAAUCAAACCGGUCUGAGCCGGUCGUCUCGUCCUCACUCAGAGGAUUCAGAGGCUCUGAACAGGAAGUGACUGAACAGACUCUACUUCCUGUGAACCUGUGACGAACGCAGUGAGUCACUGAUGCGUUCAGGCUCUCCUCAGUAAAAAUGAGCACUGGCUGAAGGUAAACGUUCUCAUGAUGUGUUCAGUGUCGUCCUGUAAAAUAAAUAAAUCAGCUGUUUGAAGCAGAAA
Epinephelus lanceolatus (giant grouper) is the source of this 1054-nucleotide messenger RNA. RefSeq names its product N-terminal glutamine amidase 1 (gene ntaq1). Gene Ontology annotation, molecular function: protein-N-terminal glutamine amidohydrolase activity; protein-N-terminal asparagine amidohydrolase activity. The record is from RefSeq and is a predicted model, not a curated record. NCBI's taxonomy places the organism in Eukaryota, Metazoa, Chordata, Actinopteri, Perciformes, Serranidae. Gene Ontology annotation, cellular component: cytosol; nucleus.